Molecule: messenger RNA, 1615 nt
Organism: Spodoptera exigua (beet armyworm)
Lineage: Eukaryota; Metazoa; Arthropoda; Insecta; Lepidoptera; Noctuidae
Source: the annotation of a GenBank genome assembly
CCGCGCCGCAACUUGUCGUUCGGGCGACGUGCAAGCGCUAAGCGCUGUUUCCGCGUCUUAUUGAACAAGUGCGUGAUUUAUACGAUAAAUAAAAGUGCUAUUGUGGAACACUUCAAAAACAAUUUUACCAACAUAAUUUGGAUUAUUGAUUAUAAUUACUUCACGUGGAUGCUACGAAAUAUCAAAGUAAAAUGACAUUGUCAGCGCCACCGAUCGACGAGUAUGAGGACCCGUUCAUCGUGAUGAACACGACGAAUGUGACGAGCCACCCGGCAGCCUACGACGAGCCAUACACGCUCGACCUGGUGGUACCACUCACCGUCACCUACGUCGUCAUAUUCGUGGCCGGCAUCCUGGGGAACACCAGCACCUGUGUGGUCAUUGCGAGGAACCGUUCCAUGCAUACAGCCACAAACUUUUAUCUAUUCAGUUUGGCAAUUUCGGAUCUCAUACUGUUGGUAUGUGGAUUGCCGUUUGAGGUGCACAGAUUAUGGAAUCCGGACACGUAUCCGUUGGGCGAGGCUCACUGCAUCGCCAUCGGGUUAGCGUCGGAGACUUCAGCUAACGCGACAGUGUUGACGAUUACAGCGUUUACUGUGGAGCGGUACAUAGCAAUAUGUAGACCGUUCAUGUCGCACACCAUGUCGAAGUUGUCGCGGGCGGUGCGGUUUAUAAUAGCUAUUUGGGUGUUUGCAUUGUGUACCGCGGUGCCGCAAGCGAUGCAGUUCGGAAUAGUGUCGUAUAAGGAUAAUGGUCAGAAUGUGAGCGCGUGUACAGUGAAGGGUGUUGGUGUACAUCAAGUGUUCGUUAUAUCUAGUUUCGUGUUCUUCGUGGUGCCUAUGUCGAUGAUAUCUGUGUUGUACGCGUUGAUCGGUAUUAAGUUGCGGACCUCUCGGGUGUUGCAUCCAGUGAAGAAGCUCUCUGUGGACAGUAAUGAGAGAGCUAGUGGACAGAUGCAGUACAGGAACGGAGCCUCACAGAGGAGAGUUAUUAGAAUGCUAGUUGCGGUGGCGCUGUCAUUCUUCAUUUGUUGGGCGCCCUUCCACGUGCAAAGGUUGCUGGCCAUCUACGGGAAAAGUUUAGAACACCCUUCAGAUACUUUCUACUUGGUUUACAUCGUGCUGACAUUCCUAUCAGGAGUGCUAUAUUUCCUGUCAACCGCCAUCAACCCGUUCCUCUACAACAUUAUGUCGAAUAAAUUCAGAAAUGCCUUCAAGGUUACAUUGGCGACGUGGUGCGGUCGUGGAGGGCCUCGCAUGGGGAGGACAUACAGCGCACUGCUAGCGUCACAGCGGCUGCGCGCUGGCGGGGCCGGCGCGUGCGCCAGUGUGCGUGGCCCCCGGCGCCUGCGCAGGCUCUCCACAGCCACCACACAACUGUAUGAUGCGCCACCCCGAGCGCAGAGUUCGAUGGGGAUGGGACAGGGACCAUUUGCAGCUGCCUCAUGGUGUUUAAGUCCUCGAAUCAGAAGAGACCUGGUGAUCCUCGGCUCCGGUAUGAUGAAGCCACGGCACCUUCGUGCUGGGCCAUUUAACUUUCUCGACUUGCCUUCGUUUAUACAAGUUGUUCGAGCGGCCUAUAGCUACUACGCUGUGUUGGGAAAGAAAGAAUAAAG